Didymodactylos carnosus is the source of this 432-nucleotide messenger RNA. The record is from the annotation of a GenBank genome assembly. NCBI's taxonomy places the organism in Eukaryota, Metazoa, Rotifera, Eurotatoria, Philodinida, Philodinidae.
AUGGAACCGAUUACAGUCACUGAAGAAGAGGUGCUUAACAUAAUGCAGAAUCUAAAACUUCAUAAAGCCGUAGCUGGAGGAAUAACAUCGAGAAUAGCUAAGGAAUUAGCUGCUGUUCUUGCUCCUCUGCUAACUCAUAUUACCAACGGCACGCUCGGACAACCUAUCUUUCCGAAGUCCUUAAAAAUGGGGCUGCUACUUCCGGUAUUCAAAAAGGAGAUACAGCGACAUUACCGCGAACGACAUUACCGCGAGACAAUACCGCGAACGACAUUACCGCGAGCGACAUUACCGCGAACGACAUUACCGCGAAUACCAAAAACGAUAUUACCGCGAAUACAGAGAACGACAUUACCGCGAAGACUUGUUUGUUGGAAAAGCCGAAUAAAUGAGGCCAGUUUUGUAUUUUGUACAUCAUGUCUUCAAACUUAA